GCCUUAGGCGGCUCGAUGGUCGGGGUAGCAGCCAAUCAAUCGAGGUCACUUGCCAGCCUCGUUCUGGAAGCCCAAUACGACGCCGGCGGGGGCGGGCGCCGCGUAUAUAUAAGGGUUCGCGCAGCGUCGGUUGUAGCAGUCCGUGUGCCCGCUCUUCCAUUCUCGGUUUGGACCUGCUGCCCGCGCCGCCGCCGCCAUGAGGGAGAUCGUGCACCUGCAGGCCGGGCAGUGCGGAAACCAGAUCGGCGCCAAGGUGGCAAGUACGUGCCCCGCGCCGUGCUGGUGGACCUGGAGCCGGGCACCAUGGACUCUGUACGCUCAGGGCCCUUCGGGCAGAUCUUCCGCCCCGACAACUUCGUCUUUGGUCAGAGUGGUGCUGGGAACAACUGGGCCAAAGGGCACUACACAGAAGGUGCAGAGCUGGUCGACUCGGUGCUGGACGUUGUGAGGAAGGAGGCCGAGAGCUGUGACUGCCUGCAGGGUUUCCAGCUGACCCACUCCCUGGGUGGGGGGACUGGGUCUGGGAUGGGCACCCUCCUCAUCAGCAAGAUCCGGGAGGAAUACCCUGACAGGAUUAUGAACACCUUCAGUGUGGUGCCCUCGCCCAAGGUGUCAGACACGGUGGUGGAGCCCUACAACGCCACCCUCUCGGUGCACCAGCUGGUGGAGAAUACAGACGAGACCUAUUGCAUUGAUAACGAAGCUCUCUACGACAUCUGCUUCAGAACCCUAAAGCUGACCACGCCCACCUACGGUGAUCUGAACCACCUGGUGUCAGCUACCAUGAGUGGGGUCACCACCUGCCUGCGCUUCCCAGGCCAGCUCAAUGCUGACCUGCGGAAGCUGGCCGUCAACAUGGUGCCCUUCCCCCGCCUACACUUCUUCAUGCCCGGCUUUGCCCCACUGACCAGCCGGGGCAGCCAGCAGUACCGGGCCCUGACCGUGCCCGAGCUCACCCAGCAGAUGUUUGAUGCCAAAAACAUGAUGGCCGCCUGUGACCCCCGCCACGGCCGCUACCUAACGGUGGCCGCCGUCUUCCGGGGCCGCAUGUCCAUGAAGGAGGUGGACGAGCAGAUGCUGAACGUGCAAAACAAGAACAGCAGCUACUUCGUGGAGUGGAUCCCCAACAACGUGAAGACGGCUGUCUGCGACAUCCCGCCCCGCGGCCUCAAGAUGUCUGCCACCUUCAUUGGUAACAGCACGGCCAUCCAGGAGCUGUUCAAGCGCAUCUCCGAGCAGUUCACGGCCAUGUUCCGGCGCAAGGCCUUCCUGCACUGGUACACAGGCGAGGGCAUGGACGAGAUGGAGUUCACUGAGGCUGAGAGCAACAUGAACGACCUGGUGUCCGAGUACCAGCAGUACCAGGAUGCCACGGCCGAGGAGGAGGGCGAGUUUGAGGAGGAGGCCGAGGAGGAAGUGGCCUAGGGCGCUCUGCUAGUGGGGAAGCGUGGAAGCGGUGUGAACUCUUUAUUCAUUCACAACCUGUUCUGAUACCAUGUUUCACUGUCUCACUUGCUGUCCUUCUGUCUCUCCUUACAUGCUGUACAGACAUCUCCAUUAAAGCGUUUUCAUAGUGUG
Loxodonta africana (African savanna elephant) is the source of this 1578-nucleotide messenger RNA. It is a transcript of the gene TUBB4B, whose product is annotated as tubulin beta 4B class IVb. The record is from RefSeq and is a predicted model, not a curated record. Bases 16 to 1425 code for a protein of 469 amino acids. The transcript has 3 exons. Gene Ontology annotation, biological process: microtubule cytoskeleton organization; mitotic cell cycle. Gene Ontology annotation, molecular function: GTPase activity; GTP binding; structural constituent of cytoskeleton. Lineage: Eukaryota; Metazoa; Chordata; Mammalia; Proboscidea; Elephantidae. Gene Ontology annotation, cellular component: cytoplasm; microtubule.